This is a messenger RNA of Saccharomyces paradoxus, 1131 nucleotides long. It is a transcript of the gene AAD4, whose product is annotated as putative aryl-alcohol dehydrogenase. The record is from RefSeq and is a predicted model, not a curated record. Lineage: Eukaryota; Fungi; Ascomycota; Saccharomycetes; Saccharomycetales; Saccharomycetaceae. The transcript has a single exon. The coding region runs from base 1 to 1131 and encodes 376 amino acids.
AUGACUGAAUUAUUCAAACCUGCACCUGAGCCACCUACCGAAUUAGGACACCUCAGAGUUCUUUCUAAAAGUGCGGGCAUCAGAGUUUCACCGCUCAUCUUGGGGGGAGCUUCAAUCGGCGAUGCAUGGUCAGGCUUUAUGGGCUCUAUGAAUAAGGAACGGGCAUUUGAACUGCUUGAUGCUUUUUACGAGAUGGGAGGUAAUUUUGUUGAUACUGCAAACAGUUAUCAAAAUGAACAGUCAGAAACAUGGAUAGGUGAAUGGAUGAAAUCAAGAAAACUGCGUGACCAAAUCGUUAUCUCUACCAAGUUUACCACAGACUACAAGGGCUAUGAUGUAGGCAAAGGGAAAAGUGCCAAUUUCUGCGGUAAUCACAAGCGCAGUUUGCAUGUGAGCAUCAGAGAUUCUCUUCGCAAAUUGCAAACUGACUGGAUUGAUAUUCUUUAUGUUCACUGGUGGGAUUAUAUGAGUUCUAUCGAAGAAGUUAUGGAUAGUUUACAUAUUCUUGUCCAGCAGGGCAAGGUCCUCUAUUUGGGUGUGUCUGAUACACCUGCCUGGAUUGUUUCCGCAGCAAAUUAUUACGCUACAUCUCAUGGGAAAACUCCUUUUAGUAUCUACCAAGGUAAGUGGAAUGUGUUGAACAGAGACUUCGAGCGUGAUAUCAUUCCAAUGGCCAGGCAUUUUGGUAUGGCCCUUGCUCCAUGGGAUGUUAUGGGAGGCGGAAGAUUUCAAAGUAAAAAGGCAAUGGAAGAGCGAAAGAAGAAUGGAGAGGGUCUGCGUACUGUUUCUGGUACUUCUGAGCAGACGGACGUGGAGGUUAGAAUUAGUGAAGCAUUGGCUAAUGUUGCUGAGGAACAUGGCACUGAAUCUGUCACUGCUAUUGCCAUUGCCUAUGUCCGUUCCAAAGCAAAAAAUGUUUUCCCAUUGGUUGGAGGAAGAAAAAUUGAACACCUCAAACAGAACAUUGAGGCUUUAAGUAUUAAACUGACACCAGAACAGAUAGAAUACCUAGAAAGUAUUGUUCCUUUCGAUGUUGGGUUUCCCAAAAAUCUAAUAGGAGACGACCCAGCUGUCACCAAGAAGCCUUCAACUCUCACAUCAAUGUCUGCCAGAAUUAGCUUCGAUGAUUAG